This is a messenger RNA of Parnassius mnemosyne (clouded apollo), 2652 nucleotides long. The record is from the annotation of a GenBank genome assembly. Lineage: Eukaryota; Metazoa; Arthropoda; Insecta; Lepidoptera; Papilionidae.
AUGGCAACGAGACUGGGACAGGCACAUACGUUUUUAUUGUCAUAUCGAAGCGCUGUUCACGAAAGUACAUUAGUGACACCAGCUUUCGCAAACUUUGGGAGAGAAUUACGGCUGCCUGCAGACCUGAUCACCGGAAUACCACUUGAUGCCCCACGCAGUAUAACCGAUUGUGCAAAGGACUUGCGGAACAAAAUGAAUGACAUUUAUGAGCACGUCAGACAGUCGGGCCAGCAAACGUCUGAGAAGAUGAAAACACCGUGUUUUCAUGCUGAUGAAGCGGAGAUCGGGGCGGGCGAGUGGGAGGCAUGGGAGGAGUGGGGCUCGGAGGCGACGAGCGCGGCGGACUCGGAGGCGGGCGCGGAGUUGGCUGCGGAGACGGACGAGGAGGCGGGCGCGGGGGGCGGCGCGGGCUGGGCCGGCGCGCUGCGCGACCGCCUGCUGUGCGCCGUGUACGCGCGCCUCUUCACCUGGCUCGUCAACACCGUCAACGACGCCAUCAAGCCGGCGGUGCCGGGCGCCCGCAGCUCGCUGGGCGUGCUGGACGUGUACGGGCUGGAGUCGCUGGCACACAACGGGCUGGAGCGGCUGCUCAUCAACUACGCCGCGGAGCGCGUGCAGGCGGCGGUGACGGCCGCCACGCUGCGGCGCGAGCAGGAGGAGUACGUGCGCGAGGGGCUCGCCUGGACGCCGCUGCCCUACACCGAGCACGACCUGCACGCCGACCUGCUCGACGCGGGCCCGGAGAGCGUGCUGGGCGCGCUGCGGGAGUGCAGCGCGCGCGGCGCGGGAGGCGACGCCGCCUUCCUGCAGCGCCUGCAGCGCCUGCAGCGUCGCUGCCACCCGCGCCUGCUGGUGCUGCCGCCGGACCGCUUCCAGGUGGUGCACUUCGGCGGCGCCGUGGUGUACAGCGCGCGCGGUUUCGUGCAGAAGAACCGCGACGUGCUGUGCCGGCGCUGCGCGGCCGUGCUGGCGGGCGCGCGCGAGCCGCUGCUGGCGGGGCUGUUCGCGGUGGGCGCGGCGGGCGCGGGGGGCGUGGCGAGUGCGGGGGGUCCCGCGGGCUCCCCGCGGCGGCCGUGCGCGCUGGCGUGCCGGCAGCGCGCGCUGGUGGGCGCGCUGGUGCGGCGGCUGCCGGCGGCGCCGCGCCUGGUGCGCUGCCUGCGCGCCGACGCCGCGCUGCGCCCGCACCGCUUCGACGCCGCGCUGAUGCGCCACCAGAUACGCACGCAGGGCAUCAUGGAGAUGGCGCUGCUGCGGCGCGCGGGCUGGUGCGAGUCCGCGUGCGCGCGCGCCCUGCUGGCGCGCUACUCGCUGCUGGCGCCGCCGGCCCCCCGCGCGCCCCGCGCCCCCCGCGCUGCCGGUGCCCCCCGCGCCUCCCGCGACCCGCGCGACCCCCGGGCGGUGGACGCCGAGCCGGUGCUGUGUGCGCGCGCGCUGCUGCGCUCGCUGCCGAUCCCGAGCGCGGAGUUCGCGUACGGCCGCACGCGCGUCUUCAUACGCAGCCCGCGCACGGUGUGGGAGCUGGAGGCGCUGCGGGCGGCGCGCGUGCAGCGCCUGGUGGCGGCCGCCCAGCGCGCCUGGCGCUGCCACGCCGCGCGCCGCCGCCUGCGUGCGCAGCGCGUCAUCGCGCGCGCCUGGCGGGCGUACCGGGCAAGGAGAGCACAACAGAAGUCGGAGGAGUCGUUAUUUGGACGAGUUGCGCAGGUAACGUCACGUGGAGGUGCGUACGGCGCGGCGUGGGCGUGGGCGGCGCGCGUGGUGUGGCGCGCGUGGUGCACGUGGGCGCGGCGCCGCUACCUGGCGCAGCUGUGGGCGCGGCUGCCGGCGCGGCACCGCUCGCCGGCGUGCGGCGCGUGGCCGGCGUGCCCGGCGCCGCGCCUGCUGGGCCGCGCGGACGCGGCGCUGCGCCGCCUGCACCACCGCUGGCGCUGCCGCCUGUACCGCGCCGCCUUCGACCAGACGGCGCGCAACCGCAUGCGCGAGAAGGUCACCGCGAGCGUUCUCUUCAGGGAUCGCAAGGCGACGUACGCGCGCAGCGUGGCGCUCCCGUUCGUGGGCGACUACGUGCGGCUGCGCGCGUCGGCGGCGUGGCGGCGCGGCGCGGGCGCGGCCGACGACCGCUACGUGGUGUUCGCGGACGCCGUGGGCAAGGUGGCGCGCUCCAGCGGCCGCACGGCGCGCUGCCUGUGCGUGCUCAGCACGGCCGCGCUGCUGCUGCUGGACGCGCGCUCGCUGCGCCUCAAGCGCCGCGUGCCCGCGCACACAGUCUACCGCCUCUCGCUCUCGCCCUACCACGACGACCUGCUCGUCGUGCACGUGCGCGCGUGUGGAGGGCUGGAGAGCUCAACGGAAGAACUAUCGCAGUGCUCAUCACGCGAUGCAGUCGACGCGCCCGGUUGUCUCUUUGGGGGCGAGUCGGCGCGGCGGCGUGGCGACCUGGUGCUGCGCACGUGCCACGUGCUGGAGCUGGCCACCAAGCUGUUCCUCGUCGUGCAGAACGCCGUGGGAGCGCCGCCACACGUCAACAUCGCCACGCAGUUUGAGGCAAAUUUUGGGCAGCAGAUCGUAACGAUCUCUUUCCACGCGCUGGGCGGGGGCGAGGCGGGCGGGGCGCGGCUGCUGCGGCGCGGCAGCCACAUGGACGUGCUGCUGUGA